AAAAAAGUUCGUCGUAGAUAAUUUCAAUUAUUUAUUCGACCCGGAAUGCUACCGGCUGCGCCAGUCAAGUUCUAUGCAUGGCGAAGGGCUUUAAAAUCGACUUCAAAAAGAAGGAGGUUUCUCAAUUCGACCGUAUAUAUGCUUUUUUAUGUUUGUUCGCGGAUAACUACGUUGUUUAUGAACCGAUUUUGAUGAUUGUUUCAUUUUUGGAAAGUAAAUAUUUUAAAGGUGGGCCCAUGAUAAGGAAACCAGGGUCUGAUGAGGGCAGACCAGAGAAAUCGAGAGGGACUUACAAAAAUUGUAGGGGCAACGUUUUUAAAUUUUUUCAUUGAGUAUUUUAAAGCACUACCAUUUGAUGAGAUCUGAGGACGGAGAUUAGAGACGGUCGAGGGAACUUUUCAACGAUUAAUAGCAGAUACUUUGUCUUUCAUCUUCGUUAAUUUUUGUAUUGAUAAGAACUUUGCAGAUAUAUAGACGGUGACUGUCAUUAGGGGUGUGAUGAUGAAGACAGUACAGACAGUACAGUAGUUAUCUUGUGUUUGGACUUAAUUCACUUAUAUUGAUGAGAACUUUGCACCUAUAUGGAUUAUAAUGAAGGUCUGCAAUAUGGAGUAUUGCUUGGAUAAUGGACACCAUUGCUCGGUUUACCCAUCACUUAAACCAAAUGAAAAUACGUAUUACUUUAUUACAGUGGCACAGCUCAAAGAGAAAGUGCAGGAGCAGAUGGGGAUUGAAAUUGGACUUCAGCGCCUCAUCUUUUGUGGCAGAGUUCUUGCGGAUGAAAAGAAACUAGCUGACUAUGAUGUCCAUGGGAAGGUGAUUCACAUGGUGCAAAGGGCACCGCCAUGCGUCGAAGAGCGGGAGACCUUGAGGGAGCGAGAGCGGGAGCGCGAGCGCGAGAGGGAACGUGAAAGGAUGAACUCAUUCACCAAUCUAAAUACGGAUCCCAUUAACUAUGGAGCUGUUCAUUUUAAUCACAUUACACAACAGCAGAUAAGACGCCUUAUGGCUUUGGCAUCGACUGCCCAUGGUAUUGAGAUCGAAGAGCCACCGGGCUCCGCCCUGUCUCCUACUGGGACGCGCUUGGACUUCCUCCGCCGUCUCAUCAUUGAAAUACGAUCAACCCUCGAUGCUAUCAUACAAAAUGAAAGUAAUGAACCACGUAGUUUUUCAACUGAAGAUCCAUUGGAACCCAGAACAAGCCAGGGAGAAUCUAGUUCGGUGCCAGAUGAGGUGAUGUGUCAAGUCCACCAAAGACCGCUUCUUUAUCAGCUCGAUCAAGGCACCGGAGGUACCCGCGAGGGUCGCGGACGCAGGAUUCGUCAGGCUCAGGCUGCUUACCACACGCCUCCUAUUGAGUUCGGCCAGCUCGUAGCUGAGCUCCACGAGUUGCAUAAUGAGUUUACUCCCUUCAGGGAGGCAUACAUCAUGACGCUAAAUGAAGCCAGCGAUUCGAAUGUCCAGCUGACAGAGGACGUACUCCAACGUCGCCAGCGCACCGCUGAUCUGGCCGCAGAGUUGUACCAUAGCUUCUCUCACGCCUACCAUGUCGUGAGCGAUAUUGGACUCAUGUUGGCUCAUCGCAACUCUCGUCUCAUGUCGGAGGCUCUGAUGCGCCACCCUUUGCCAUUGCAGGCGCACAUUAAUGUUGUGCAAACACCCGCUAACCGUCGUCAGACAAACGCGUCUUCAUCGACCGGCGCGGGUCCGUCCACCGAGAGCCCGCAACCCAGCAGUUCACAAGCCGGUAACCCGACCGUCAAUAUAGAUAUACAGCCAGAUCCUAUUACCUACCAAGUAGAAAUAGAAACCAGGGUUCCGCUUGAAGCCACGGCUGAAAACCUGAACGAUCAAAUGCCGAGCCAGGAGGGUCAGGAUCUGGGCGGUCGCCCACAAUCUAUGAACGAUUUUGACAGUCUGUUUAGGGGAUUGGGACAACCUGGCGGUAUUAGGGGAGUUGAAGUACUUAUGAGUAUGGAAGAGAUCACUCCGGUUAAUGGUACUUUCACUGCUGCAAUUCCAACUCUGAACUUGCAACCGGAUGUGGGAGUUACCGGAGGUAACCAACCUCUGUACGGAUCACAAAUAUAUCUAGCUCAAAUGCCGUGGGGUGCUGCUAAUCAGGCAGCUCCGAGCGCAGAUCUGUUGCAGAACAUCGUGUCCUCAGUUAUCAGACAGGGUCUCGUUGCUGGGAUGGAGGGAGCUAUGACCGCCCACGUGCAACAGGCCCAUGUGCCAGGUCAAGGUCUCGGUGAAGGUCAGGUUCCAAUGCAGGCGGACAACGCUCCGCCCCAACAACCCGACCCAAACCAGACACCAGCUCAAGAACAAUCUCAAGAGAAUCAGACCAAUACCGAACAAAAUACAAAUCCUAGUACGCGACGCGUUCCAAGGCUGUUCACCCCUCGUCGUCAAGGCACGAACACAGCUCGCGGUCAGACGGUGUCCUUGAACAAUUUGGUAUACGACAGAUUCCUUCAAUGCGACAGUCAUCACGCCCGUCGUCAGCUAACACGCCGCCGUGAGGAGACGUCUUUGGCCGGCGGACCUCUGCUUCGUGACGAUAACAGUCAACGCGUGCAGAAUAACGUGGAGACCUUGUACGAACGUUUCGACAGGAGCGCCAUUAAUGAAGAGUCUCUCAUGAUAGCUACUAUGGUCACUCUGCGUGAGGCCAUAUCGUUCACCGGGGGUCGAACUCUGGUCCCGGACGAAUUGCAACCACUGCGCUAUCGUCUCCAAGUGUACAUGCGCGAUCUCAUGCAGGGCGAGUACGAGGUUGGCACGCAAAGCCACCUCGCUGAUCUGAUAUUCGAGCGCCACGCCGAAUUUAUUAACCGCGUUACUGCUAUAACGCCGACUCGUCCCAACGUGGAUGUGACUGCUUCAAUGAAGGCUGUGUUCCUACGUUUCCUGAAUGAGGCUAUGACGGUGCUGGAUAUUGAGAACAUUGAAGUAUUUUCUCGUCGCUUCCGGAUCGUGUACCCGAGGCUUUUCUACGAACUAUGCGGAGUCAUCUCUUAUUGUUGCUUGGAGGGUGUUGAGGGUCUUAAGAAGAUAUACCGCUCUUUCUUGACGGAAUUGCUGCAGAAUGUUGGAGAACCAGUACGUGAUCUUCUCUAUAGCCUGUCGAUGGAGAACUUGAAUGCUGCGAUCUGCCGCAUUGAACAUAACAGGCUCCACUUCGCACAGUUCAUACGUCGCAAGGAACAGCAGCCUUCCACAUCGACCGCGAUCGUAAUGAUGAAUGAGCCGUGUACUACAAUGGACGUGUCACCUCGGCCCGAGCCGGUGCCGAUGUCUCCACGUGAUGAUAAUGCUGAUUCAGAGGAAUCAGAUGCACCAGUGGCCGGCUGCGACCGCAAGGAGGAAUCCUCGUCGGACAUGUCGUCCAAAGACGAAUCUUCGUCUGAUAAUUCACCGAAGGGCGAGACGUCACGCGAUCAGCACAGAAGGGACGAGUCCAGGAGACAUCAUUCAUCGAGAGUCGAUUCACUCUCGCCAGUUUUGUUUGGCGCAACACGGAAGCCGUGGACAUUAAAGAAUUCAAACAAGAAGACGCCUUCAAAAUUCCCCAAGACGUCUACGCCGAGGGAGCAACUCGCUCAGCCGACGACACCGCUGCAGGGUGCACCUAAUGUCACACUCGUCAGAUAUGGAGCACCCAGAGUUACGAGUGGUUUACGUCACCGCAAGGUGAAUCGAGCUAACAAAUCAGGCUCUGGUUCUAAGCCAGAUGCCUCUGGAUUAUUCGUACCACCUGAGUCGAUAGCGCAACAUUGGGGCGAAGAAUGGGUGCCAACUUUCACCCGUGAUGUACAGGAGCAGGAACAUCGUGAUACCGCUGAGCCCUACAGUGAUGCCUACCUUUCGGGCAUGCCUCCGAAGAAACGUAGAUGCGUGCGACAGUCGCGACCUCCUACGACACUGAACGCGUUCAUCGCUGAGAGCGUGAACGAGGUAUCGUCUCUGGGCAGCGUCCAGGGCGAGGAGCUGAGGGCAGCGUUUCGCGAGCACAUGAGAUGCAUCGCCCGCGAGCGCGCUGCCGUCUCCGAGGAUUACGAGCCGCGCCGGUUCGUCGCCACUGCACGCUUCCUCAACCAGACCAGGACGAGUACGCGGAAGUCGCCAGAACGCAGCAGCUCUAAUUAAUAAAAGGAUUCGGCAUCAUUAUUUAGCUCGGUGGUAUCAAGUUAAAAAGUUAAACAUCACAAUAUAAUAUUGAAACAAACAGUCAUUUGUAUUGUAAAGAGAUAUCUAUUCUGAUCUUUCAACUUUCUCUUCAAAAUACAUCAACAUGUGGACUGAUGUAUGGUAUAGCUAAUAUACCGUUAUAUUUCUUUUGAUGACCGUUUUAAGAAAGUUGUGUAUAAAAUAAGAAGCGGGAGGACAGGGUAUUAUUAUAUGUAUAUGAAUUGGCACUAAAAAUAAUAUGUAUCGGAGCCCUGUCGAUUGUCAAAAUAAUUAUAUUUAUGGUAUAAUAUAACAAAAUUUACAUUAUAAUAUAUGAUCGGGUCAAAGUCGCACGUCCAUAGCUGUUUCGUACGAUCCUAAGUCGAACGGUCCGUAUUGAGGUCUAUUAUUUGUCUUUCCUUUCUUAUAUAUAUAUAUAUUUUUAUAAUUCUAAAAACUUAACUUUUUAACUUGUCGCCCAUUAAUAUAUGUUUGUGUAAGUUAGUAUCAGGGACAGCCUAAGGCGGAAAUUGCUCGACAUUGUGGCAUCGUGUUGCGUACAUGGACUAUAAACACUACAUGUUAUAUUGAUGUUGACUAUACAAUUUCUUAUAAAUGUCGUACGUACGUACAAUUUGAUCUUAAUGUAUUAAUUAUAAACAUGUUCACGUAAUCUGAUGCAUAUUCGAUAUUUGAAAAUACUUUGUCUAUUGAUGAUUAUUAAAUCGUUUGAAUGUCACAUUAGGUCGGCAUAUCAAUAUUUCCCUAACCCUGAUAUCCCCUUAGUUUAUAAUUACAUCUGUGUUUACAAAAAUAUAUUUGUCCGUAUGUUUAAAUAAUUAAAGAGGAAAAAAAAAAUAGUUGUGUAGUGUUUUUUGAUGGACGAGAUCCAUUCAGUCAUACGUAUAGCAAUCAAAUAUAUUGAAGUAUAUAGAAUAGGAUGUACGGUAGUUGCGGAAAAUUGUAACGCAAAUCGCCGGCCUAACACAGUACUUAAAGCUUGACUUAAAUAUCUCACGGACAUAUUUUUUGUCUAGUCUUUGUACUAGUCUAGGAUCCCUCACGAAAAUAUCAUCCAAUUCGCCUGUAACAAAACGAUCGGCGUUCCAAUCUUCCGCAUUAUUUAAUUUCACUAGUGAAAAUAUAUCCUUCAUAAUUAUUAAAUAUUUUGAUGUAUGAUAGAAUAGUAUCGAUGUCUUAAAUAUUUCGAGCUCAAUGAAACUAAUUUAUGGUGUAAUUAUAAUAUUGUUAAUUUUUAUUUUGUUAUUGUAUUAAAAAUUAAUUUGCGAAUUACUUUGUUAUCAUUUGUCGGAUGUAUUUGAUUUGAUGGGUUUUAGUAUGUUGGCGGGAUGCCGUUUUUUUCAUCUAAUAUGGUACUUCAUAAAUAUUAAGUUUCUACAUGUUGUUAGUACUUAAUAAAUGAAUUAGAUCAGAUUAUUAAGAAAUGUGAUGAAUUCAAUGUCUUUAGAUUCGAUUCAAAUUAUGCUUAUCUAUACUUGAUGGAGAUAUAGUUUUAGAUUUACAUUAAAUAAAGCUGUUAUGUUGUCACUUGCUUUUUAAAAGAUAGUAAGUAAAAUUUAUGCAUGUGUCUCACAUAAGUAAAAAUAAAAUAAUUAAGGACA
This is a messenger RNA of Danaus plexippus (monarch butterfly), 5795 nucleotides long. RefSeq names its product large proline-rich protein bag6-like. The coding region runs from base 592 to 4152 and encodes 1186 amino acids. The transcript is spliced from 22 exons. Gene Ontology annotation, cellular component: BAT3 complex. NCBI's taxonomy places the organism in Eukaryota, Metazoa, Arthropoda, Insecta, Lepidoptera, Nymphalidae. The record is from RefSeq and is a predicted model, not a curated record. Gene Ontology annotation, molecular function: misfolded protein binding; polyubiquitin modification-dependent protein binding.